UAAGAGCGAAUGAGUAAUUUCGAAUAACAGAUGCAUCGGCGUCUCCAUCUCGUUCGACUCUCUCACUCCCUCACGGAUCCCAAGCUCGGCUUCGUCCGCAGAGAGCUUGAAGGGUUUCAAAGCUCAAGACCUAGUCCAAUUCCAGUCCCAGUCCCUGUUCCCAAAUCGACCGAUCAAGGACGUUCCCUUGAGAUUUCGCAUCCAUGGCCAGAAUGGGUCGCGAUGAUGGAGCGCCUCCUUUCCAAUGGUUACUUGAAUCGCGGGGACUGCAUGGAUUCCAACCGCAUCAGGACUGCUUGCUUGGACUUCGCAAGGGACCGGGUCAAUCUCAUCAGAUAUUUUUCGCGAAGAGACAUUCAAGUCAUUGUUGGAUGUGGUUGCCCCAGUCUGGACAGGAAAGUAGUUAACUCAGGCAAGCGUUUGAGGGCUCAUGUUGGCAUUGAGGAAGGAAACGUUUGCAGCUCGUGCAAUUUACGUGGAAAUUGUGAGAGGGCAUAUGUGAAUGCUCUUGUUGAUGAGGCUGGAAGAACUAUUGAUGUUAUGCGCAUUUUGUUGACAUAUGCACUAAAUGAAACUUCAGGAUCAGUUGAGAAUCAGGCUUGUUUAAAGAAAAACAUCAAGGAAUCCUCUAGGAAGCUUUUAAGUGAAAUGCUGGAAUUCAGUGAGAAGGAGCAGGGGCCUGUUACCUCAGAAGUGACAUCUGGUAGACCUUUGUCUCAGCUGCACAAAUUUGGUGCCCACGAAAUGCCAAAAAGCCAAAUGAAUGUUCCCAUGAAGCAAGGCGAUUGGAUUUGUCCCAAAUGCAACUUUCUCAACUUUGCCAAGAACAUCAAAUGUUUGCGGUGUGAUGGGUUAUUCCAGGAGAGACUUAAAAAGUUGCAUGAGGAUAGUGACCACCUUCCUUUAAAGAAAGGAGAUUGGAUAUGCACAAAGUGCAAUUUCUUUAAUUUUGCAAAGAAUACUAGAUGCUUGCAAUGUCAUGAAAAGCCACCAAAACGGGACCUCAUUCCUGGUGAAUGGGAAUGCCCAUCGUGUAAUUACAUCAAUUUCCGAAGAAACAUGUUGUGUUUGAAAUGUGAUUGGAAACGUCCUAAAGGGACGAAUAAUGGAGAGAACACAACUGUCUCCCUUCAUGAUAUGCAAGGUCAUCACAAACACAAUGGCCUUAACUUUUCCAGAGAUGGUGCUGAUGGUGUCAAUAAAUGGAGAUAUGAUCGGCGGACUCCUCAAAGCGGAGAUGAAAAACCGGACUUCUGGAGUGAGGAAGAUGAAAACAUGAAUUCUUCAGAUAAUUUUUUUGAGUAUGAUAAUUUUCCAAUAGUUGGAGGUAAGAGUGCAGUUUCUCAGAAUCCUCUCCUGAGGGAGAGGUGGAAAGAGGAAAUGUUAAAGAAGUCUCAGGGGAUGUUGAAUGAUGAGGAAGAUGGUGGCUCAGGUUUUGCUAGUUUUAGUGGUGUAGAAGAGUUAAAUGAAUCCAGUGAUGAUGAUGAUGAUGUUGCUGCGUGGUUCAAAUGCAGAGGUGACAAUAGCAAGCCCUUCGAAGGGACCAAAACGUUUCUCUCUCUAUUUUCCAUUUCCUCGGUUGUAGGUUUUUUAGCGGGUUUCGAAUCCCGUUAUCUCCUGUGGCGUUUGCCUCCUCUUGCCGCAAUCCUCCCUUCUCUUUUGCUUCUUCUUGCCCCCCCCACUUGCACCCGCUUCUUCUUCUUCUUCUUCUUCUUCUUGUUGGCUUCUGCCAUGGGCUCUGAAGAAUCUCGGGUGGUUGUUCCAAGAAGUUUCAGACUUCUGGAAGAGCUUGAGAGAGGUGAGAAGGGUAUAGGUGAUGGAACAGUUAGCUAUGGAAUGGAUGAUGCUGAUGAUAUCUUCAUGCGUUCUUGGACUGGAACUAUAAUUGGUCCACAUAAUACUGUUCAUGAGGGUCGAAUUUAUCAACUGAAGCUCUUCUGCGACAAAGGUUAUCCAGAGAACCCACCAACCGUGCGUUUUCAGAGUCGAAUCAACAUGACUUGUGUAAAUCAGGAAACUGGAUUGGUUGAACCAAGCCUAUUUCCAAUGCUUGCAAACUGGCAAAGGGAGUACACUAUGGAGGACUUACUUACCAGUUUGAAGAAAGAGAUGGCUUCUCCUCAAAACAGAAGACUAUAUCAACCACCAGACGGAAAUGAUGAUCAGAGGAUUGAUCAGAAGGGUCUGGUUUUCAGGUGCACCAUUCUCUGAGGUUAAGAUACAAGCGCGGCAGAAAUUUGUACAUAUUAUCCGAGCACAACUUAUGAACCAUCCUGCUACUGAAAUUUGUCGGUGAGGCAAGAUUGAAUGCAUGCUAAACUCAUAAACAAUAAUUUAUGUUAAAUUAUAUAGCUAAAACUAUUGUGUAAAAUAGUAGAGCUAAGAUGUUUAGAGCUUUUGUUGUUGUGGUAGUAAUAAUCUGUUGUAAGUUAAACACUCAAUAAACUUUGCUGUUGAUAUUAGUGAAUCUCAUUUGUAUAA
This is a messenger RNA of Dioscorea cayenensis subsp. rotundata (Guinea yam), 2481 nucleotides long. RefSeq lists its product as uncharacterized. Gene Ontology annotation, cellular component: cytoplasm. NCBI's taxonomy places the organism in Eukaryota, Viridiplantae, Streptophyta, Magnoliopsida, Dioscoreales, Dioscoreaceae. The coding region runs from base 31 to 2211 and encodes 726 amino acids. The record is from RefSeq and is a predicted model, not a curated record. The transcript is spliced from 10 exons. Gene Ontology annotation, molecular function: mRNA binding.